Messenger RNA from Clonostachys rhizophaga, 708 nucleotides. The record is from the annotation of a GenBank genome assembly. Lineage: Eukaryota; Fungi; Ascomycota; Sordariomycetes; Hypocreales; Bionectriaceae.
AUGGCCGCCAAGUCCCCCGUUGUCCUCAUCCUCGGCGCAGGCUCCAAUAUCGGCCAGGCCGUCGCCCGCACCUUCGCCUCUAAGGGCUACAAGGUCGCCCUUGCUGCCCGCUCACUGAAGGAGGCCGAUAGCACCGACAACCAGCUGAACAUCCCAAGCGACUUCUCCAACACCGACGAUGUGGUCAAUGCCUUUACCAAGGUGAAGAAGGUGUUCGGCGUCCCCAGUGUCGUUAUCUACAAUGCCAGUGCCGGGAGCUUCACCCCGGCCGACGACCCCUUUGCCCUCUCCCUUGCCGACUUCAGUCGCGACACGACCAUCAACAUCCACAGUGCCUUUGUCGCCGCGCAACAGGCCGUCUCGGGCUUUGCAGAGCUUCCGGAUUCGGCCGCGCGCACCUUCAUCUACACAGGCAAUGUCCUGAACGUCGCCAUCCUCCCGCGAUUUGUCGCCGCGGGCAUCGGUAAGUCGGGCGCCGCUCACAUGAUCUGGGCGGCCUCGGCAGCGUACAAAGACCGUGGAUACAAAUUCUACUAUGCCGACGAACGGAAGCCAGACGGACAGCCCAAAUACCGCGUCGACGCUGACGCUCAUGCGGAUCUCUACUGGAAGCUGGCCCACGCCAAGACGCAGGGCCCUUGGAUGCAGACAUUCGUCCAGGGUGUGGGAUAUGAGAAGUUCGACGCUAUAUAUACUCCUGUCGCGUGA